AUGAUUACUUCAACCUCUGCCCUCUCGAAUGUGCCUCCUUCUGUGACCGCUUCAGCCGCACCCACCAACAACCCGCCUAGCUCUGCCGCAAGUGUCAGAAAUGCAACUACCUCAGUCCCAGGAGGUAGUCUGACCCUCAAACGAAAUCUACGUUCUGCGUUUAACGAGCCUGCCGAUACUAAAAUGUCGUCCAUGGGAUAUACUAGCCAACGGCGCAUCAACGACAACUACGAUGUAGUAGGCUUCAUUAGUAGUGGCACCUAUGGCAGGGUGUACAAGGCCCGCAACAAAUCUGGCAGAGGCGCCCAUCCGGUUUUGAGUCGAAAUUCUGGAAACCCCAUCGAGGCUUUUGCUAUCAAANAACCCGACAAGGAAGGAGAAUUACAAUACACGGGCAUAUCACAGUCCGCUAUACGAGAGAUGGCUCUCUGCACAGAACUGUCCCACGAGAAUGUUAUCUCGCUUGUUGAGAUUAUCUUGGAAUCGAAAUGCAUAUUCAUGGUCUUUGAAUAUGCAGAGCACGACCUCUUGCAGAUCAUACAUUGGCAUACGCAACAUCCUCGGACUCCGAUCACGGCGCCAACGCUACGCUCCAUUAUGUAUCAGCUCCUGGAAGGGCUUCUCUAUCUACACCGUAACUGGGUUAUGCACCGAGAUCUCAAGCCUGCCAACAUCAUGGUUACAUCUGCCGGAGUCGUCAAGAUCGGUGACCUGGGCCUUGCACGACUGUUCCACAAGCCACUCCAAGCCUUGUUUGGUGGUGACAAGGUGGUUGUGACCAUCUGGUAUCGAGCACCUGAACUACUGCUCGGAAGUCGGCAUUACACGCCAGCGAUCGACACAUGGGCAGUGGGCUGCAUAUUCGCCGAGCUUCUGAGUCUACGACCAAUCUUCAAAGGCGAGGAGGCAAAGCAAGACUCUAAGAAGACGGUACCAUUUCAAAGGAAUCAGAUGGGCAAGAUUGCUGAGGUGCUUGGUAUUCCGAGGAAGGAGAGCUGGCCACUACUUCAAGCAAUGCCUGAAUAUCCUCAGUUACAAACUUUGGCCGCCGGCAAUCCUGCAGUCCAAAGGCCAAUAGGUUUGGACAAAUGGUGGGACAACCUUACUCGAAACAGUCAAUACUCGGCCGCAAACAUGCCGGCACCACAUCGAGAUGGACUAGCCAUGCUCAAGGCUCUCCUUGAGUACGACCCACUACAUCGACUAAGUGCUGAGCAUGCGCUUCGCCAUCCAUACUUCCUUCAUGAUGAAAGCAACUUACCAGCGGCGCCUCCAAAGAACUGCUUCGAAGGUGUCGAGCACAAAUACCCUCCUCGCAAGGUCAGUUCUGAGGACAAUGACAUUCGAACAGGCAGUCUGCCAGGCACAAAGAGAAGUGGGUUGCCCGAUGAUUCGUUCCUCAGAGCACCGAAACGGGUCAAGGAAAUGUGA
Messenger RNA from Aureobasidium vineae, 1431 nucleotides. Lineage: Eukaryota; Fungi; Ascomycota; Dothideomycetes; Dothideales; Saccotheciaceae. The record is from the annotation of a GenBank genome assembly.